AUGAAGCCCAACACAAGAACAUUGGUGAAUGCUGCAUCAGGAGGGUCCUUGAAAACAAAAACUCCAGAGGAAGCCUUGAAAUUAUUAGAGUCUUUAGCCUCUCAGGAGUAUGAUAAUGCUCCCGUACCACAGAGAAGAGCGGGGAUUAUGAAGCUUGAUGGUGCUCAUGCUACUGAUGACUGCAAGGCACCCGAAACUGCAGAUGUUAAUGGAAUUUGGCAUGAUCAAAAAGUUCCAUAUAAUCCAGGGAGGAACCAAUACGGCAAUAACCAGAAUCAAGGGUGGAGAAAUCAAAAUCAAAAUCAACACCCGGGAUUUAGUUACAGUUCAAACCAUCAACUGAAUCCUCCUAUGCCAGUGCAACAACAACCUCCACAACAAUCAGAAUGGGAGAAGGCCUUUGCACAACUAUCCAAGACCACUGCAGAUUACAUUCAAAGUUCCAAUAAUUUCAGAGAGGACACUUCAGCCUUUAUGCAAGAGACAAGGGCCUCAUUCCGGAAUCAAGAAGCUUCUAUCCGGAAUCUUGAAACUCAGAUUGGCCAGCUAUCAAAGCAGUUCACUGAAAGAGUUCAAGGAACUUUUUCAUGUAACACUAUUCCAAAUCCAAGUAGGGAACACUGCAAUGCAAUUACUACUAUGAGUGAGAAAGCCAUUGAACCUGUGGAAAAAGAAAAGGGAGUUGCUAAAGAAUCUGCUGUAGAGAAAUCUGUUCCUGAAAAGAAAGAGUUCAAAUGGGAGAAAAAGAAAGCUCAAGAAAGGCAAGAAAAGCCAUUGGAGCUCUCACCUUAUGCAAAUAUUCCAUACCCACAGAGGUUCAGAGAAGAAAUUCAAAAGCAACAGUACUCCAGGUUCCUUGACAUUUUCAAGAAGCUACAAAUUAAUAUCCCGUUUACGGAAGCCUUGGAGAACAUGCCCAAUUACGCAAAGUUCAUGAAAGAUCUUCUAUCACGAAAGCGUAAGCUACAAGAAUGUGAGACGGUAACUCUGACAGAGGAAUGCAGUGCCAUUAUCCAGAAAAAGUUGCCUCCAAAACUUAAAGAUCCAGGAAGAUUCAGCAUUCCAUGCAACAUAGGCAAUAUGGAAGUGAAAAAUGUUCUAUGUGAUCUCGGUGCCAGCAUCAACGUGAUGCCACUAUUUAUGAUGAAGAAACUGGGGAUCACUGAAGUAAGGCCAACCAAGACAAUAGUUCAACUGGCUGACCGCUCUACAAAACAAGCUUAUGGAAUCAUUGAGGACAUACUGGUAAAGGUUGACAAAUUCAUCAUUCCUGUUGAUUUUGUCAUCCUUGAUAUAGAGGAAAAUUCUACUAUUCCUAUGAUCUUCGGAAGACCUUUCUUGGCAACCUCAGGAGCGCUGAUUGAUGUACCAAAAGGAGAGUUGAUCUUACGGGUAGACGGGGAGCAGGCAAUUUUCAAGUUCUUUGAUAAAGAAGUCCCCUCACCUAUUACUCAAGCGGAAGAUCAAGUCUACUAUAUUAGUGAGAAAAAAGGAGAAGAAGAGUACAAAGAGAAUUCUUCUCAAGAAAGUAAGCCAAAGGUUAAAAUGGAGAAGCUCAGGAGCAAGGGAAAGCACGUAAACACCAAAUUCAAAGCUAUUGAGCCUACUACAUCUCACUCAUAUGCACAAGAAUACUCGAAUGCUGAUAUGACUGCAGACACUACACAAGAUGCUGCUGAUAUAUAUUAUGCUGAUGAUGCUACUGCUGCUAAGGCCACAGUUAGAGAUGACCAGGAGGAUGCAGGAGAUGAGGAUACACCCACUACUGAUAUGGAGGAGGAUUGA
Molecule: messenger RNA, 1785 nt
Organism: Gastrolobium bilobum
Lineage: Eukaryota; Viridiplantae; Streptophyta; Magnoliopsida; Fabales; Fabaceae
Exons: 4
Coding region: 1-1785 (594 amino acids)
Source: RefSeq, a predicted model, not a curated record